This is a messenger RNA of Asterias rubens (European starfish), 3376 nucleotides long. RefSeq names its product phospholipase A2 inhibitor-like. Gene Ontology annotation, molecular function: protein binding. The transcript has a single exon. The coding region runs from base 23 to 1459 and encodes 478 amino acids. Lineage: Eukaryota; Metazoa; Echinodermata; Asteroidea; Forcipulatida; Asteriidae. The record is from RefSeq and is a predicted model, not a curated record.
CGACACUAGCUUUUUGAAGAAAAUGGACGUCAGCAACAACUCUCUCCAAUCCUUGAUUCAACCAACUUGGGCGGAAAAAGUCGAGUUCCUUAACGCUGAUACCAACCUCCUUGCAAACCUGUCCUCGACAACCCUGUCAGGAUUUGUCGAUCUGACUGAACUGCAUGUAGCCAAUAAUCGUCUCUUGUUCAUCUCACCCACUGCACUGAGUCAACUCCCCAUGCUACAGUCAUUGCAUCUCGACGACAAUGCCCUGACGUCUUUGUUUGGAGGAGUAUUUUUCAACCAGUCUAACUUAGUUGAGCUCUCCAUCACCAACAACCGACUCACCUUGUUACAUACUCAUUACUUCAUGGGUCUGGUGUCGUUGGAGCGUCUGUACCUCGCAGGAAAUCAACUCACUAGCGUCAACUCACAGAUGUUUCAACUGGUGCCUGAAAUUAUUACCUUGGACUUAUCCCGAAAUGAGCUUCAGCUUAUCGACAUGCAGGACUGUGUCCUUAAUCCUAACCUACACAAUAUCUCAUUGGCUCGCAAUAUGAUUCAUGACACCAAUAAAGUCUUUGGGUACUGCAGCAACCUGGAAAAAUUGGAUCUGAGUUAUAACUUGAUCCGAUUCGUUCGCGGUGAUUCUCUUUCUGGGAGAAACGAAGCUUUGUCUAACCUAGAUCUUGAAGGCAACCCACUGCAGUGUGACUGUAGGCUCACAGGUCUGCGAGACUGGCUGCGUAACAACCCACCGUACGUUGAGCCUCGAUGUGAAGGACCGAAGCAACACUAUGGGUCAGUGAUAACAGACUUGGACAUCAAAGACUUCUCCUGCAAGCGUCCAAAGGUAGUGGCGGAUAGGAAGAGUCUGACAGUCGUGGCUGGGCAGAAUACAGUUCUCGCAUGUACAGCCAAGGGUAUUCCUGCUCCUACCAUAACAUGGCUCUCACCAAACGGCACCGAGAUACCUCACGAGUGGCAAGGAAGAUUCGCUAUUCUCCAGGGGAGGAUUCUGCAUAUCACACCAGUGCAGAAAUCCGACCAAGGUGUUUACACGUGUCUGGUACACAAUGUUCUGGGUGAAAUGAACGACGCUGUGGUUGAUGUUACAGUAUCAACGUCUCCAGCCACAUCAGUAAAUGCUCUCUUACCGGGUGUGACCGAUAUCCCCGCCAUACUCAUCGCUAUUGUUGUGACAUUAUCUGUAGUCGCUUUCGUCAUCGUGUUCCGUCGACGCUGCAAGAAACCUGAGAGAGGAACUGAUGUCAAAGUCGUCUUCCGUAGCGCUAACGAUGGGGACGGGACCACAGAUGACACCCCGGUUGAACGGAAUAGAUACGUGCCCACCCCUGCAACGAAGAACCCAUCCUGUCAGAUCGACGAUGACUUUUACGAGGAACCUACUGUAGGCAAACAUGACAUCGUAGAUGAUAGGGAGGUAUACGAGAACGUAGAUAUUGUGUGGUCUUAGGUCAAGUCGACUUUAAGCAAGAUCGGGUGCUCUUGACCAGAAACUGUGACGAUAGCGCUCGAAUUGACCAUAUUGACCAUGCUCCAGUGCAUGGUUCUAUGGUCAAUCUCCCUGUGCUUUAUGGUUUCUUGUUAGUCUAGUCGGGUUCUAGUCAAGUCUAGUCGCCAUCCGACCAAUCAAAACACUCGGACCAAUCAAAAUACAGCUAUUGAAAGCUGCCGUCACUUCACGUUUUAUCCAAUGAGUUUAUUAUAUCCAAUGACAUCACUGGUUCAGUACCAUGGGCUGCAUUGAAGGUUCGCUCGUCCCCAGCGCCUUGCUUUAACCAAAGGCGCUGGGAUGGGCAAACGUAUCUUCCCACUGUCAUUAGUUAAAUAAUGCGCAGUCCCAUCAUGCAUCACACUCAUACUGCGCCAUAUUUCUGUGCACUGCAUACGUGACGUACUUCCUGAAUAAGAAUCGGUGCAAGCAAUUAGCCCAUCCCAGCUGGAGCCGAGCGAAUAUUGAAUGAGGAGGAUUCAAAAGAGAGCGCUAGCAGUAUAAGUACACAGUUCACCGUAUUAGUGAGGGGGAGGGGGGGGGGGGGCACCCCGGAAUCUCCAGGGGGACAGAAUCUCCUGCAGUACCGGCAUGAUUGUGUUAUACAUUAAAUUAGGUUUCCCCAACCACUUAAAGGAAAAAAACUCACUUAAUUUAACACCCGGCCAAUUCAGCGUGGUUUGAAAAAGAACCCGCGCCAUGGCAUCAGCACUCAGCAGGCAGCAGUCGAAAAGGCGUAAUUCAAUUUCAAAAGUUCAGCAUUCACUGGUCAAAUAAAACUAAAAGGAUAGUAGAAAUUCAACCGUAGAAUAGUGCAAAAUUAAGUCUUGAAUACAAUAAAUGAGACUGACUUAAACGUACCUGAGUGAAAAGAACGAAUCCGUGUGUGUGUUCAAAGACGAAAGUGGGCGAUAUUUUGCCGGGAAAAGGGCGGGGAAACCUACAAUUAACACAGUUCAAUAGCGUUUUAUCAAACCCGUUGAGCGUCUGAAGGCGCUCAUAAUUUGGUUCUACAGGCUAUGUAGAGCUAUGUUCGGACGAAGACCCUUCAUAAGAGUGAGAUAUGUAUAUGGAUAAGUUCGAUUAGCUUCCCCUGGUCGACCCCGCGGUGCUCAUCCACUCACCCGGCCGGGUGAGCCCCUGACAAGAGCUAAUUGAACGAUCACACCCGCCCUCUCGUGGUGACGUUGCACCAUGGGCCAGCCCCAAGCGACCCGCUCCACAAGCAGGGCACUGGGGCUGACCCGGGUGAGCCCAUGUCAAAGCUAUUCGAACGUACCAGGGCUGACCGGGGUCGACCCAGGGAAGCUAAUCGAACGCACCCAGUAUAAGACCUAAUGUUGAAGUUAUCUAGCAAUUGGAAUAGGGUAUCACACGUCAAGACAGCAGACUGAUAUUAAACAAGCCUGGUCGUAGGUUAGAAUACCGACUGAGUUGCAUGUGGUUUUAAACCCACACAUGUUGCUUACACCCAUGUUGACACUUUCUUGGUCAUAAAAAUUAUUCCUUGUAUCAUACCAGCAAUGAUCAAUAACAAAUAGUAAAAAAAAUGUUAGAACUAAUCGCGCAAAAAGAUUGAAUGUUUUUGUAGGAUCAUUUCCUUAUUGAAAGGGAAUAAUAUGCUAUUAUUAAAAGGGUUAUAAAUACUUUAUUUUUGUGCUAAUGAGUUUAUUUAAGAGAAAGUUCCUUGUUUUACUUUAGCAUAACAAACUUCUUUUUGACUUUAAAAAUAAUAAUUUGUUUAAGAUAAAAAAAAAUUAGACGAUCUUUCUUUGUAGUAAAUUGAUUUGUUAGUAGAUAAUUACAAGUGUGUAAAUUAAUAUUAUAAUAACAUCGGUUGCAUGUUUAAAGAUAUUGGACACUAUUGGUAAUUGUCAA